AUGGAUCAAUUGCUUAAACUAGAUGGUAUAAUGGUUGAAGGGGAUGUGAAAUUAAAGAGGAAAAUUCAGGUAAAAAGAGUUCAAAAGUAUGUUGAAACUCUGGAUUUGUUGAAGAUUAAGAAUUCCUUGCCUAGUAGCAAUGGACACCAUGCACCAGUGCAACAUCAACAGAAGCAUUCAAAUGGCCAAAAACUGGGACCAGAUUUAGAGCAACAAGAAAAGCACUCAAAUGGACAUAAGAGAUUACCCUUAGCACCAAUUAAGGAACAGCAACAACAAAAACAACCAAGGAACUCAAAUGAAAAUUUCCUAGAACUUUACUAUGAAGAACAACAUCAACCCUCAAGGAAUUCCACCUCAGGAGUUGUAGUUACCACAAAUUGGGAAUUGUUUGAUUUUGCCCCACCAUUAAUCCCUGUUCAAUCCACAUCCUCUCCCCCACCACCCCCAAUGUCCAAUAGUUCAGGUCUUCCCAAGUUCAAUUGGGAACUCUUUAACUAA
Molecule: messenger RNA, 501 nt
Organism: Vigna angularis (adzuki bean)
Lineage: Eukaryota; Viridiplantae; Streptophyta; Magnoliopsida; Fabales; Fabaceae
Product: BAG family molecular chaperone regulator 1-like
Exons: 2
Coding region: 1-501 (166 amino acids)
Biological process (GO): protein stabilization
Cellular component (GO): cytoplasm
Molecular function (GO): adenyl-nucleotide exchange factor activity; protein-folding chaperone binding
Source: RefSeq, a predicted model, not a curated record